UACCUUGCGCACGCACAAACGGAUGUGACCUACAUUGUGUUUAGAUUUCUUAAAAAACGUAGAUGAGAACUGCAAUAUUUCUGUAUAUUUUACAAAUAUGACGACUUUUAGAGAGCUACGACUCUCGCUCUGUAUAUUUCUAUUUUUAGCUUGCACAGUUCUGUGUGAUGACCCGAUUGUUCAGAUCAUGUCGACCUCUCCACUUAGAGACCCGUUAGAUGACAUCAUGAAGUCGCAGAAAGAUCGCGACAGUUUCAUGACCUGCUCGGUGACAAAUCUCCCGAAAGACAGCGAAGUGAAGUGGAUGGCACAGGUGGGCGACUCUGACGGUAACAAGUACCUGGUACCGAUCAGCUCGGACCUGAGCAGUGAGGAUCCGUACAAGUACAGUUUGGAGAAACCCUCCCCCACUGCCUGGCGACUCAAGAUCCAGAACGUCCAGGUGUCCGAUGAGGGAACGUACAUAUGUCGCGUCCAGACUGGCCCACAGAAUUACGUCACGGACACAGUCCAGAUGAGAAUUAUUGAAUCUCCACAGAUAGCCGAUCUACAGACCAGUAGUGACACCACGGUCAAGGAAGGUGACCACAUCUCUCUGUCUUGUAACGCAUCCGGCCGGCCGUUCCCGCUUGUUUGGUGGUCAAGGAUGGCCGGAGAGCUACUGCCCACAGGUGGACAAGAAUUGCAGGAGUACAUUCUGGAUAUACUGAGUGUCCGACCACAACAUUCCGGUAUUUACAAAUGUUCUGCCAAAAAUCUGGCAGGAUACGAUUCCCGAAACAUCCAUCUCAAAGUGAAAUUUGCUCCGAGAGUGACCAAACAGAGUCCGCAGGUGAGCCAGGCGAUUGGCUACUACAAAGACCUGAUCUGCUACGUGAGUGCAUUUCCCGUCCCCAGUAUCGACCAGGUCACCUGGGUCCACGAAACCACGCCCGUAUACGAAGGCAGUCGAUUUUCGAUCCGCAAUAUUCCUGGUGCGUGGAACCGAAUCAUGAGUAUUCUGACGAUUAGAGGCGUCCAGGAGAGUGACUACGGCACGUAUACGUGUUCUGCAGCCAAUCAACAGGGAGACGGGAAGACGUCAAUAAACCUGAUGCGUUCAGAUAUUCCCACCACGGACAGAACAGGGCAGAUUCGCAGUGGUUCGUCGGUGGUGCUGAUGAGCGUGACAACCGUCGUUAUGAUUCUAACGACGUGUCUGCUGCACUCGUUGACGUAAAACACACCAGCCAGUCUUCUGUCUUGUCGUGUGAUAACAUCUGUGUGUCUGUAACGAAGGGACUAUUCGGCAUAAGUUGGUAGCCAUUUAAAAAACAGUUUUGGCUAAUAAAAUAUUUUUACAUUAUUUAAAUCACAAUUUACUUACGGUUUCUUGCUUAGACUAUGAAUAUCUAAUGCAUUUCUGGACAAAUUCAGGUCUAUCCCAGGCACUCGCCAAAUUCGCCAAAUGCAAAUGUCAAAAACAAUUGGCCAAUUUUAUUUUAAUUUAGAGAAAUAAUUUCAUGUAAUAAUUGAUAUUUUGUUAUCCAUAUAAUCAGGCAUGGCGGAAGCAAUUAAACAUUGGGGGGGGGGGGGGGGGGGAGGGGGGAGACUGAUUCAGAUCGAGGACACCAAGCAAAGUUUCUAAGGUACUUUUAUGUUCCCCCAUAAAAUUUUGAAAACUAGAUGUCCUGAAAUACAAUUUCCUGCAUUCUAUAAGUAAAAUUCACCUCUGCUUUAAGAUUUACUAUCAAUAAUAUUUUUUAUUCAGAAUUAUUGGGGUGGGUGGGUGGCUAGAGCCCCCAGGCCCCUCUGCUCUGUGGUGCCUGAUAAUGCUGUAUAUUUAAAAAAUGUUAAAGUAAGCUAGUGCCUUAAAAUGUUGGAAAAAAGGCAGGAUGUCAGUCUGUUUUGUUGAGGGGAACAAACAGAAGUCGGAGCUAAAAAUUCAAUAUAGUCCCUUUAAGUGAUGCAGUAAACAGCUCAAAUGUUUAUAGCAAUAAAAUGUGACUUACAAUGUGACUUACAAUGACAAAAAGGUAACCGGUUUUGAAAGUGAAAAGUUGAAUUUUUUUUUUUUAUAAGGUAUGUUAAGUGGUGUUUUUUCUCAUAAUAUUAGAAAUAUUUUGAGCUUAAAAAUAUUUUGUUUGUAAGAGGUGUUAUAUUUUUUUAUGUAAUGUAAUAUUUUGGGGGGGUGGGGGGGUGGUUAGGGCAGCACAAAAUACAAAAAUGGAUGUUUACAUGUAUCUGUGACUGUUAACACUUAUUUUAUUUCAGGCAAUGAAAUAUGCCAAUAACAGUUGUUCAUACAUGUAUGUGAUAACGGUUAAUAAUCUUUGAAACCCUUUAUUUGUAGGAAAAUUUUAGAGUUUUUAAAUCAACUGAGCAGUUUUCUAUCAUUACUAGUCCAUGUAUUUUAAUUAGGGCAUUUCAACAAUCAAGUAAUGCAUUUUUAUAUCAUCUCCUCAUGUAUCAUUUUCUGACUCUCAAGACCACCCUGCUAAUGAAACGGCGUUCUGAUAACUGCUAAAGCAAUAGUAUAGGAAGACCUACACACCCAUGGCUGGAAAUUGGUAGGGGGCAGUCAGCCAGUGUCACUCAAAAUGCACAAUAUGUUUUCUGAUACACCGCUUCACAAAAAGCUUAUUGCUUUUAUAUCUUAUUUUUGACAGUAUUCCUUAUAUGUGUACAUCAAGAAUUCCUCAUUACAAAAGCAGUAGUGUUAAUUUUAAUUUUCUAUCUGUGUUUGUCUCAAGUCUUCCACAUAGCUGCUAUAAAAAGUUACGUUUCAAAUCCACUUUUGAGACUCAAUUCUAGAACUGCUUCUCAAUGUCUAUCUAUUGCUGCCAUCUUGAAAUUUGAAAAGCAAAUAUUGCUUCCCACUCCAUGGAAAGAAUUUCGAGUCCUGAUUACAUAACAUUGUCACACCGUGACGCAUCCACUGAGAUAAAGUUUUAUGAUUAAAUUUUCUUUGCAUCUAUACACUUGACUGCAAUUCUUUUUUGGUUCAUGCAUGUAUGAACUGAAAAAAAUUUGCAUGAACCAAAACAUAAUUGUGGUCAAUUCUUAAAGGAACAUUAUUUGACUUUCUGUUUGUAGUUUUUUUUUUUUUGUUUGGUAUUAAUAAAUACUUUAUAAAAAUCAUCAGUAAUAGAACAAACUGGCCAUGACUGCUAGAAUAUAUUUUAUAAAUACAAAAUUACACAUGGUUUUGAAAACCUAAUGAAAUUACUGACAAAUGCCCCGUAGAGCAUCACAUAAUUGUUAAACAUACCCUUACCCCUUUUGUUUUACAAUUUCUUUUUGUACGGAAAUGUGUGCAUUGUAUGUAUGUAUAAAUCAUCCUAUAUGUUAUAAUUUUUUUAAUUGUCAUCUUGUAUAUAAUAUUAUACUAAUUGUCCAUGUAUUAUAAAUACAUAAUUGUACAUUUUACAUCAUCUGUAAAAUGUGUGAAAUGAAAUCAAAUGCUUUGCAAUUUUUUUUUUUUUUUAAUGUAAUUGUUAUUUUAUUUCCUCGUAAUUUUAGAAACUGAUUGGUCUAUUUUUAACAAAUAUUACAAGAUCCUUGCACAAAAUGUCAUUUACAUAUAUAUCUAUAUAUAUAUAUAUAUAUAUAUAUAUAUAUAUAUAUAUAUAUAUAUAUAUAUAUAUAUAUAUAGGCCAUACAUAUACACCAUAAAAAUACACAUACACAUACACAUACACAUACACAUACACACAUACAUACAUAUAUCAAGAAAGGCAAAACGUGAUCCAAAAAAGAAAUUUUUUUGAAAGAAAGAAUUGUUUUCGUUGUCACGAAAAUCAUUAUCAUUAUUUUUAUUUUAAUGAACCAUAUUGUAUAUACAUGUAUAUCUUUUUUAAUACUUCAUACUUCAUACAUUCCGGAACCAGAAUGAAUAUGCAUAUCAACAUUUUAUAAUGUGUAAGCUUUCUUUUAGUGACAUUUUUAGCACUUUAGUCUUCAGUCUUAAUGGUCUUAUAGAGCGGUGCGUGCGUGUGGUCUGGGAGGAAAACAAAUUUGACAUACAUUAGUUUCAAUGCGAUUAUCUAGACUGGAUGCUAGUGUAUGCAAACUGCAUGUGGCCUGUCGCUGUCAAAUAAUCGUAUAUGGUGUCAGGGCUGACAUUGAAACACAUUUUAGUUUAGCCAAUUUUGAGAAAUGUAGAGUAUCUGUUUGCAAAUCAUUAAAAUGUUGUUAAUUUGAGGACUGUUUCUCCCUACUCCCACCCACUCCAAACCCUUUUUCUGUCCUGUACGGAGGAGCCGGUGUGCGUCAACACUUGUGCCCAUGACAGGCAUGCGCUACGACAGCUUGUUCUGAAUAUGCACGUUAAAACCUAUAACUUGACCUGACCUCGGCACCAUUUUAUUAGCAAAAUUCCAAAUAAUGUAGCCAUUUUGUAUAUAAAUGAGCAAUUGCCUAAGUUGGCCAUGUGCAGGGUGAACUCUGGGUGAAUGUGCCCAAAACGCAAGCGGCAGACACAUAAGACGCACCAGUGCGACCGCACGCAGGCACCUCGUCCUGUCUGUAUGAGCCUUUAGACUGUCUUGUAUCAGCUGUAGAUUACAAGCAGUAUAACACGUUUGAGGGACAAGAUGAUGUGCUUCAGUUUUAAAUUUUAAAAAAAUCUAUGUAAUUAGUAUGUUUGUAUUAUUGUUUUUCACAGAUGAAGAACAGUUACACUUUUAAUACAUUUGGAAGAAAAUAAAAUCUGUAUAUUUUCAA
Messenger RNA from Gigantopelta aegis, 4704 nucleotides. RefSeq names its product protein amalgam-like. Gene Ontology annotation, biological process: synapse organization; homophilic cell-cell adhesion. Bases 98 to 1219 code for a protein of 373 amino acids. The transcript is spliced from 8 exons. Gene Ontology annotation, cellular component: neuronal cell body; plasma membrane; axon. The record is from RefSeq and is a predicted model, not a curated record. Gene Ontology annotation, molecular function: axon guidance receptor activity. NCBI's taxonomy places the organism in Eukaryota, Metazoa, Mollusca, Gastropoda, Neomphalida, Peltospiridae.